GAAACAGCAUCAUUUGAAGAACAGUUUAAAGACUUGACCUCUCUCAUCUCCUUCUUUGAGGAGUGCUCAAAGCAAACAUGUGAGUUUAUUGACAAUAUGAAAGAGAAGUUCUCUGACAGCUUGAAAACAGAUCUUAUGACUGACAAAGAAAGGCAGUGUCUGCAAUCAUAUGCUUCCAAGAAAUCUACUCUUCUUGUUGUUGGCCAAACAAAUAGUGGAAAGAGCUCCUUUGUGAACGAACUCCUUGGUGGGUCAUUCAUGCCAACUUCUGAAGUACCAUGCACAUCUCGCAUUGUCCGUCUUAAAUACAGUGAGAAAAACUAUAUCCAGGUAUUGGAUAAAUCCAAAACUAAUGAAGGAGAGAAGAUUUUCUUCGUUAAAAAGAAGGUACCGAAAGAGGAAAUAGAGUUGGAUGACAGCCAGAGAGGAGAUCAAUCCUGGGUCAAUGCCAUGGUGGAAGUGGGCCUAAACAAUUCUCUCCUCCAAAAUGGACACCUGGAAGUUAUUGAUGCACCUGGGAUGAGUGAAAAUGAAGCUCUGGACAAGAUUGUUGAGGAAUGUAUCCACGGCAUUCUUCAAGUCAUUAUCUACGUCAUAGAUGGGAACUCCUCUCUAAGGUUGCAGGAAAGGGGUUUUCUUCUUAACCUGAAGGAGAAAGUUGGUAACUUGCCCAUUUUCUACCUGUGCAACAAAGUUGAUAAGAAUACGACAGCCCUGGAGUUUGACAAGGACUCUGACUCAGAAGAAGAUAAAGACCCACCUAAUGAGGAAGAAAAAGAGGUGCUCGCUUAUCGGGCUCUCUCUCAAUGCCACAUGGUGCCUGGCGACAUAGAACCUACACAAUGUCCUUUCUUUCACGGUUUGUCCACUAAGGAGGUCAGAAACGCUCGACUGAAGAAGCAUUCAAACAAGUAUACUAAGCAGUUUGAUGACCUCAAGUUUAAGCUGCUGAAAUUUGUUGCCGCUGGAGUGACCAGCCAUCUACGAUCUGCAGCAGAAUUGCUCUGUCAGAUCCAGAAGAGAGUGUUUGAUUUCUUCUUGAAUUGUGACUUCAAACAAGAAACGAUUCAUGCUCAAGAUGAGUUAUUUAAUAAGCUUGAGCUGAAAGAACGCGAUUAUGUGGUAAAAAUGCGUGGCUAUGUCCUUCAGAAUCUCUAUAAGCUUUCCAAGAUUGUAAAAGAUGGUGUCAAGUGCAACAGACUUAAGAUCGUAACUGACGCUGCCCAAAUGCAGUUUGAUUCAAUCAAAAUUGGAGAUGUUGUCGGGCGAAAUGAAGUGGUAGAACAGUGCCGCAGACAGAUUAAGGACCUGGUGUUGUUCAAGGCUACGAAUAUAUCGCUGAUAAAAAUUCAACACACUAUCUCCGUUAUCACCGACGAUCUACGCACAUCUCUCGAAGGCUCGCUCAGUGAGGUCGGCAAAAAAGACGACCAAUUAGCUACGCUUGUAAGGAGGCAACUGCAGUACAGUUUCCUACAACAUUUUGAGACGCAAGACGUUUGUCCUCAUUUUGAUUAUGCUUUGAUGAAAAGUGGAGUGAGGCUUAUGGACAACGCGAAGAAAGCUGUCAUUGAUGUGUGGUCUGCCAUUAGCGGGAGGGGGACGUACCUUAACGAAAAUUGGAAGCGAAGUAUCGCCGAAGAUGUGCUAGACAACGUCGAUUGCGAUGCCAUCGCACGUAGAAUUUGUGAUAGGAUGCUAGAGGAUCUGGAAAACGGGCACGAAUUGUUCCAAUUGAACCUGGCUCACAUGAAACAAUUUUGCCAAGCAGCCCUAGAACUGUCUGAUGUUCAGAAAAAAUUCGCCGCAGCACAAUCCCCACAUUUUUCCAGACUGAUGAGUGAGGCCAGUGCUCUUUCCCAGACGCUCGCUUUCGAUGUUCCUUUGAGAGCAGUAGUUGGGGCUCAAAUAGGAAGGAACGGCAACCGAGGCAAGGUUUUCGAGGACAAAACCGACAAGGAACGAGUUGUGAAACAGCUCACUGUUGCAGUUCACCCCAGUGAAAUGCGAGAUGAACAUUUGCUAGGCAUUACAAGAACCCUAGGAAGGAUACAAGAUGAUAUUUCCACAAUCCUACGACCUAUUUCGUUGAGAUUGGACGGAAGUAAUAGGGUCUCUGUUCUGUUUCCAAAAAUGGCCACCAACUUGUUCGAAAGUCUUCAGAGUGAUCCAAUCCUUUUGCCUCAAGGUCUGAGAAUAACGCUGCAAAUGGCUGAUGCUGUGGAGAACUGCUGGGAUAGACGCAUUUACCAUGUUGAUCUCAGGAUCACAAACAUAUUGCUUGACUUCCACGGGAAUGCAAAACUGAACGUUUCUAAGCCAAGGGAUGACACGAUUCCGUAUCCUGACAACCAGGCGUCUUUCCAUGUUCCUGCUCAGAAUCCCUCUGUAAGCGCAUCUGACCUUGUUUCGUUGAACACUCUGCAGGACCAUUGUGUCUACAGUCUUGCAGUCUUGCUUUUGCUGCUUGUGGAGGAGAAGUACUGCAGACCACCCUAUGCCCAGACGGUAAAAGUGGAUGAGGUGUAUACUGCCGUAGCCCGAGGAGAAGAUUGUGCGUACGUCUGCGGAAUAAACGAUCCAGAGGGUCGGUCUUCUAGCGAAAGGAAAAAGGCUCGCGAAAUUGUCCUUUCUAUUUUUAACUUUCAGCGGGAGCAUAACGAGCAUCUGCUCUCAAUGAUGGAUUCUUUCAAAUCGAAAGUCACUGAGGUGGUUUCUAGUUGUGAAAUCCCCCAACAAUUUGAGACUACACUUUGAAAAAGUCAACUUUUCUUCUUUGUCAAGGGGUUAGGCAAUUUUUGGAUGGAAAAAAAACCAGAAUUUACGGCUGCCUUCGAGGGAGACCUUAAAACUCCAAUUCCAUUUCCACCUAGAAAGCAAUUUAUAUAAGCCAAAUUUGAAAAGAAAAGUUUUUAUUACAUUGUAUAAUCCAUUAGCAUUCGAUUCAACUUGUGCUUGUUUCAUUUUGCGUUGUUAUUUAUGUCUUUUUGUCUUGCAUUUAAGGCAACCAUAGAUGAUGAUGGAGUAUUUAUACCUUAGAUGUACUUUCAGAGCUGUUUUAAGGCACGAAAAAUUGGUGCUACUAUGUUACCCGAAGAAAACUUAUAUCAGCAUAGGGUGAAGUUAGAAAAUGAACUCGGGUUCUCGCGUUUUUUAGUGAAAAUCAUAGCGCGUUAAAAGCUUGCUAGGAUUUUGCAAUAACGGAUUCUGCAAACACGUGAUGUCGUCAUGACAGAGUUUGUUCUUCUAGUCGUUUUAUUGAACGGUGAUUGCGUUUUACGGAUUUUAGUUCAUCUUGCUUUUGUUGAUAUGACAAAUGUGGUACCAAUGAAUAUACUCAACCUGUACAGUAUGACCUGCAAAAGACACCGCCUCUUUUCAUCUACUUCGACUACCAAGGUAUUUUUAUCACAGGCAACUGUUACCAGCUUCUCGAAAAAUAACUUUUUGAGAAUUACAGGAGUUCGGAGAUAUGUUAAGCAUUAAAACAAAUUUAUUUCCUUUAUACUUCGCAGAUAGCUGUAGCUCGGUAGAGAACGAGGUUCGAUAAGUUGGUUUUUCGAUUAUUAACACCUCAACCAAAUAUUACGAGGAAGUUCAUUAGCUUUACUGCUGCUGUGGUAACUGGUUCUAUUGAGGAAAUGACAACAUUUUAACUGUGAGCGUCUUUUUCGUUCCAGAAGAUUACAACACUGUUAAAACCAUAUCACAGUACUGUGUAGUGUUGAAAAAACAAAACAAAAAGACCAAAAAAAAACUAAAACAAAAACAAAACCAACAGAAAAAUAGGAAACAAGGGAAACGAAAACAUAAACGAAAGAAGAGAAGAUCUGUUGAUGUAGCUGCUGUAUUUUGGUAGUAAUUAGAUCUAGAAUGUAAAUGCUUAGUAAAAUUAAGCUAAAAAUAGUGCUUUUAAUCCUAUCACCAAGAGGGAUAUAGUUGCAAAGGUGUCUGCCUUUUUUGUGCGAGAGGGAAAAUAAUAAAUUGUUACUUGU
Messenger RNA from Pocillopora verrucosa, 3995 nucleotides. RefSeq names its product dual serine/threonine and tyrosine protein kinase. Gene Ontology annotation, molecular function: protein kinase activity. Lineage: Eukaryota; Metazoa; Cnidaria; Anthozoa; Scleractinia; Pocilloporidae. Gene Ontology annotation, biological process: positive regulation of ERK1 and ERK2 cascade; positive regulation of fibroblast growth factor receptor signaling pathway; negative regulation of apoptotic process. The record is from RefSeq and is a predicted model, not a curated record. Gene Ontology annotation, cellular component: cytoplasm.